Molecule: messenger RNA, 2061 nt
Organism: Nymphaea colorata (pocket water lily)
Lineage: Eukaryota; Viridiplantae; Streptophyta; Magnoliopsida; Nymphaeales; Nymphaeaceae
Product: mannose-1-phosphate guanylyltransferase 1
Exons: 5
Coding region: 680-1765 (361 amino acids)
Biological process (GO): cell wall mannoprotein biosynthetic process; GDP-mannose biosynthetic process
Cellular component (GO): cytoplasm
Molecular function (GO): GTP binding; mannose-1-phosphate guanylyltransferase (GTP) activity
Source: RefSeq, a predicted model, not a curated record
UAUUUAAUUUUGGUAUGGUGCAUUAUGUCAUUUGCUUCCCCAACGUGAAUGGUGCACCUAUGCGUAAAGUUCUUGGUUUGUUGGCAGCAUUAAAGCGGCUGAGUCUUUCACAAUGUACUCAAUCUAUUAUUUUCCUUUUUCAUUUUCUUGGACUGUCGUGCUCUCCAUGUUAAUAUAAAUCUUUUCUUUCUUAUUUGACGAGAACAGCCUAUUCCUUUCCUUAUAGGGCAUUUCAUCAUUCUUUGGAGACUUUUACUAAUUUCCCCGUGUUGCGUCUUACUAGCAGCUGUUAAUUUUGGUGUUUUUCGUUGGUUGAAUGAUAUCUUCAAUAUCUCUAAUCGGGCAUAUAUUUUGAGAAAUUAGACUGUUACUCCAUUGGACUUACUUUAUGGGCCUUGCAGCGUCUAAGUUAUCUAGAAAAUAAACUUCGGAAGCUUUCUUUUCUCCUUUUUAUUUGCUUUUCAUUGUUUGUAUCCUUUUAUAUAGAGCUUCUUCCGUUUCAAUGAAGUCGCGCCGUUUCUUCUGCUCGCCCCUUUUUCAGCUGCCCUUGACACCUACUUUUGUUCUUUCAGUCUUUUCUCCAACAUUUGGCGAGAAUAUGCUGUUUAAGUCCACCUAUGGUAGUUUUCUGAGUGUUCCAUAAUCGAGCGUUUGUUGCACGUAGAAGCAGAAUAUCACCAUGAAGGCCCUUAUUCUCGUAGGAGGUUUUGGAACUCGUCUACGCCCACUUACUCUAAGUUUUCCUAAGCCUCUUGUGGAUUUUGCGAAUAAGCCUAUGAUUCUUCAUCAGAUCGAGGCUCUUAAAGCAGUUGGAGUAACUGAAGUUGUAUUAGCCAUCAACUACCAGCCGGAGGUAAUGCUGAACUUCUUGAAAGAUUUUGAAUCAAAGCUCGGGAUGAAGAUCACUUGUUCACGGGAGACUGAACCACUAGGUACCGCUGGCCCGUUGGCCUUAGCCAGGGAAAAGCUGAUUGAUGAGUCUGGCGAGCCAUUCUUCGUCCUCAACAGCGAUGUUAUCUGUGAGUAUCCACUGAAAGAAAUGAUUGAAUUCCACAAAUCACAUGGUGGCGAGGCAUCCAUUAUGGUCACCAAGGUUGAUGAGCCGUCCAAAUAUGGAGUUGUAGUACUUGACGAUCAAACAGGGAAAGUAGAGAAGUUUGUGGAGAAGCCGAAACUUUUCGUUGGCAACAAGAUCAAUGCUGGAAUCUACCUGCUCAACCCAUCGGUGUUAGAUCGUAUUCAGUUGAGACCCACCUCGAUUGAGAAAGAAGUAUUCCCUAAGAUUGCAGCGGAGAAGAAGCUGUAUGCCAUGGUCUUACCAGGCUUCUGGAUGGACAUCGGGCAGCCAAAAGAUUAUAUCACAGGCCUGAGGCUUUACCUGGACUCCCUUCGUAAGAAAUCCUCUUCUAAACUUGCCUUUGGCUCGCACAUUGUUGGAAACGUUUUAGUUGAUGAGACUGCACGCAUCGGGGAAGGUUGUCUGAUUGGCCCCGACGUGGCCAUCGGACCCGGCUGCGUGGUCGAAUCUGGUGUAAGGCUUUCCCGCUGCACCGUGAUGAGUGGUGCUCGGGUCAAGCAGCAUGCUUGUGUUUCCAGCAGCAUAGUCGGCUGGCAUUCAACCGUUGGCCAGUGGGCACGCAUCGAGAACAUGACCAUAUUGGGAGAGGAUGUGCAUGUCUCUGAUGAGAUCUACAGCAAUGGAGGUGUAGUCCUCCCGCACAAGGAGAUCAAAUCAAACAUUCUGAAGCCGGAGAUCGUGAUGUAGAUUGAUGGGCUGAUUGGUUGGUGCCAUGCCUGGCUGGAAUAAUGAAGACAGCUUAACCGGAGAUGAAAGCUUUCUUGAUUACAGUCGUUCACUCACUUCCGGUAGAUUACCUACCUUUUUCCUUCAUUUGUAAACUAGCAGUAUUUAUGGUUAGAUGAGAGAGAGAAUGAGAUACUUUUUGUUGGAUGUAAAUAAGGUAGUGGGUUUUCUUUUCUUGUUGAACAUAAUGAUGUUGCUGGUUCUUUCAAUUUCUUGUGUGUUUAUGGCGAUCAAUCCAGUAAGUUUUUCCUUUUCAA